CGGUGUUUUGUAAAUUGUAUAAUAUUUGAUCGGAAGAAAACUUGUUUCGCCGGUGUUUACUGAUAUUUAUUUUACCAAUGAAAAGCAACGAUAACGAAACAUGAUGACGUGUGCUUUGCCGUAAGUGAAAGUAACAUAUUAGUGGUAGGAGUCAUUUGCAAAGGCCUUCAAUAACAGUCGGGUUGCGGAUCGCUCGCAGUCUCUCGUCGGUUGUGGUUUAGUGCACUCGAGUCGUCGUAAACAUUCUAUCGUAACAAUGUGUGGAAUUUUCGCAUAUAUUAAUCACUUGACACCUAAGAGUCGGCGUGAAAUUUUGGAAUUACUUGUCAAUGGAUUGAAACGUUUGGAAUACCGAGGAUAUGACUCUGCUGGUGUCGCUAUUGACGCCGCUGACCAGAAAGAUAUUGCUGUCUUAAAAAAAAAGGGCAAAGUAGCAGCUCUUGAAGAAUUACUUCAACAACAAUGCUUGGACUUGGCAGUUGAAGAAUGUGUAGAUUCCCACUGUGGUAUUGCUCAUACCCGUUGGGCCACUCAUGGUGAACCAAGUGCUGUUAACUCUCACCCUCAGCGUUCAGGAGAAGACAAUGCUUUUGUUGUCAUUCACAAUGGUAUUAUUACCAACUACAAGGAAGUAAAAACCUUUCUAGAAAAUAAGGGAUAUUGUUUUGAAUCCCAAACUGACACCGAAGCUAUUGCUAAGCUGGUUCAUCACAUUUAUAGUCAACACAAGGAUUACAGUUUCCAAGAGCUGGUAGAACAGGUAAUUCAGCAGCUAGAAGGUGCCUUUGCAUUAUGCUUCAAAUCCCGCUACUUUCCAAAUGAAUGUGUUGCAACACGAAGAGGAAGUCCUUUACUUGUUGGUAUCAAAACAAGACGCCGUCUAUCAAGUGACCAUGUACCUAUUAUGUACAAUAACAACAAGGCUACUCGUGGCGUAGUUCCUUCUUUACCUCGGGUUAACAGCCAUGCUCAUUUUGAACCAGAAGAAGAGAGGGAAGUUGAAUACUUCUUUGCCUCUGAUGCUUCUGCUGUUAUCGAACAUACCAACAGAGUUCUGUACUUUGAAGAUGAUGAUGUAGCUCAUAUAAAGGGUGGUGUCCUUAGUAUCCACCGUAUGUCUGGAAGCAGCACUGAUCCUCAUCAACGAGAGAUUUUCACACUUAAGUUGGAAUUGCAACAAAUUAUGAAAGGAAAUUAUGAGUACUUCAUGCAAAAAGAAAUUUUUGAGCAGUCAGAGUCUAUUGUAAAUACCAUGAGGGGUCGUCUUAACUUUGCUGACGGAACUGUUACACUUGGAGGAAUCACAGACUAUAUUCCAGAAAUCAAGCGUUGCCGUAGACUAAUGCUAAUUGGAUGUGGAACAAGUUACCACAGUGCAGUGGCAACUCGUCAAUUACUUGAAGAGUUGACAGAGCUGCCUGUGAUGGUUGAAUUGGCUUCAGAUUUCUUGGACAGAAAUACACCAGUAUUCCGUGAUGAUGUGUGCUUCUUUAUUUCACAGUCUGGAGAAACUGCAGAUACUUUAAUGGCAUUAAGAUAUUGCAAACGUCAUGGAGCUCUGAUUGUUGGAAUAACAAAUACAGUUGGUAGUUCAAUCUGUCGUGAGUCCCAUUGUGGUGUACAUAUUAAUGCUGGUCCGGAAAUUGGUGUGGCCUCAACGAAGGCUUAUACCUCACAAUUUGUAUCCCUUGUUAUGUUUGCCUUGGUAAUAAGUGAAGACAGAAUUUCUCUCCAAAAGAGAAGGGCUGAUAUAAUUGCAGGCUUGCAUGAAUUGGACCAAAAGAUUAAACAGGUCUUAGCACUAGAUGAUAAAGUGAAGGCCCUGGCUGAAGAUCUCUACCGUCAGCGGUCUCUUUUGAUUAUGGGCCGUGGAUAUAACUUUGCCACUUGUUUAGAAGGAGCCUUGAAAGUCAAAGAAUUGACAUACAUGCACAGUGAAGGUAUUAUGGCUGGAGAAUUGAAACACGGGCCAUUGGCGCUGAUCGAUGAUUCUAUGCCUGUUAUGAUGAUUGUUAUGCGUGACCCGGUUUAUACAAAAUGCAUGAAUGCCUUGCAACAAGUGACUGCCCGCCAGGGACGUCCAAUCGUCGUGUGUGAAGAAGGUGAUACUGAAACAAAAAGCUUAGCAUCCCGUGUCUUAGAAGUUCCAAAGACAGUAGACUGUCUUCAAGGAGUCCUUACUGUUAUCCCCAUGCAAUUAUUGGCAUUCCAUAUAGCCGUUUUGAGAGAAUGUAAUGUUGACUGUCCAAGAAAUCUUGCUAAAUCUGUAACUGUAGAAUGAUUUUAAGUUAUUUCUCUCAUGCACAAGUUACUUUAUAUUUUUAGAGUUGAUUAGUUUAUUUUUUUGUAUAUAUUAAUUAUGAUAGAUAUCUACGACAUAAUCGUAAUCACAAAUCAGUGCAGAGAUAAUUUUUUGAUAUUUCUAAAGAUUGCAUAAAACAGCUUUAGCUUAAACAAUCAUUCCAUUGAAUUAAAUCUUAACUUUAUGUUGCGUCACAUUCCCGCCACAAUUACUCAAUAUCGGGCCGGUUAAAAUUAUUACGAUAGAUCUUGUCCAAGGUUGGCUUGACAAUUUCUAUUGGCCUAUGGAAUAUUUGCAUGUUUGUGAUUAAUUUUUAUGUUCCCAUUGGAUUUAUAUUUUAUACCAUUUCCAGAAAUUUUGUAAUACUCCUAUAUUGUGUCUAAGUAAUUGCUAGAUAUUAGAGAUUAUACAUUAUUCCUAGUAUAAUUCUUAGGUCCUGUAUAUAAUUUUCGUAUAAAUAAAUAAUUUAGAAUGUU
Messenger RNA from Pieris napi, 2778 nucleotides. Its product is annotated as glutamine--fructose-6-phosphate aminotransferase [isomerizing] 1-like. Gene Ontology annotation, biological process: carbohydrate derivative biosynthetic process; UDP-N-acetylglucosamine metabolic process; fructose 6-phosphate metabolic process. Gene Ontology annotation, molecular function: carbohydrate derivative binding; L-glutamine:D-fructose-6-phosphate transaminase (isomerizing) activity. NCBI's taxonomy places the organism in Eukaryota, Metazoa, Arthropoda, Insecta, Lepidoptera, Pieridae. The coding region runs from base 257 to 2281 and encodes 674 amino acids. The record is from RefSeq and is a predicted model, not a curated record. The transcript has a single exon.